Molecule: messenger RNA, 1845 nt
Organism: Aplosporella prunicola CBS 121167
Lineage: Eukaryota; Fungi; Ascomycota; Dothideomycetes; Botryosphaeriales; Aplosporellaceae
Exons: 4
Coding region: 1-1845 (614 amino acids)
Molecular function (GO): magnesium ion binding; thiamine pyrophosphate binding; carboxy-lyase activity
Source: RefSeq, a predicted model, not a curated record
AUGCCGUCGACGGUUAAGCUCGCGGCAUACCUCUUCACGCGGCUACGGCAGCUCAACAUCAGCUCCGUGCACGGCGUACCCGGCGACUACAACCUCGUGCUGCUCGACUACGUAGCGCCGGCGGGGCUCCACUGGGUGGGCAACACCAACGAGCUGAACGCGGGGUACGCGGCCGACGGAUACGCACGCAUCAACGGCGUCGGCGCCCUCGUCACGACCUUCGGUGUCGGCGAGCUGUCGGCCAUCAACGCCGUCGCCGGCGCAUACGCUGAGCGCGCUGCCGUCGUCCAUGUCGUCGGGACGCCGGAGCUGGCCGCCCAGGACGAGGGCCGUUUGAUCCACCACACGUUCAACGACGGCAACUUUCGCCGCUUCGCCCAGAUGCAUGCGCACGUCACUGUUGCGCAGGCGAGUCUGCGGGACCCGGAGGCCAGUCCGGAGAUGAUUGACGACGUGCUUAGCCAGUGUCUGCUACACAGCCGGCCCGUGUACAUCGAAGUGCCCAUGGAUCUCGUCGAGGCGAACGUCUCUGCCGCGCGCCUCCAGCACCCCAUCACUGUGCCCGAGGCGCUGCCGGACCCGCACUGGGAAGACGCGCUCACAGCGCUGCUCGACAGAAUAUACAGCGCCAAACAGCCACUCAUCCUCGUAGACGGCGAGACGCGCGCUCUCGGCAUCGUUGACGCCGUGCAAGCGCUCUCCCGCCUAACCAACUGGCCCACCUAUACCACCGUCUUCGGGAAAGGCCUGCUAGACGAGACGGCGCCGAACUUCCACGGCAUCUACAAAGGCAGCUACGCCCCCGCCGCCGCGCAAGACUACUUCAAAUCCGCCGACCUUGUCCUCGUCUUCGGUCCGCACUUCAGCUCGACGAACUCAUACUCCGGCACGGCGAUCCCAGCCGCCAGCGCCGCAGUACUAGUCACCGACAGCACUCUCACAACGCCCAACCAAACGUUCGCGAACCUGCCCGCGCGCUUCCUGCUCACGCACCUCCUGCAGACACUCGACGCGGCCAGAGUCCCUCCCGCGGCGUUCACGCCUCCGCCCCUGCCACCACCGCCAGACACUCCGGCCCCAAAUGACUUGAUCAUGCACAGCGUCUUCUGGCCCCGUGUCGCCGCCGCGCAGCUCCUGCAGGCUGGUGAAGUUCUGCUUGCUGAGACGGGCACGGCUGCCCAUGGCGCGCGUGACUUGGCGCUCCCGAGGGGCGCGCGCGCUUUCUUUCCCGCGACGUGGUUGAGCAUCGGGUAUAUGCUGCCGGCGGCGCAGGGGGCCGCUUUAGCCGUCCGAGAACGGAGCGAGCGGAGCGGACAGAAGGGAGCAGCACCACCAAAAGCGGUCCUCUUCAUCGGCGACGGCAGCGUGCAGAUGACAGUGCAGGAGCUCUCGACCAUCAUCCGCGAGGGCCUGGACGUGCUUGUCAUACUGCUGAACAACGCGGGGUACACGAUUGAGCGUGUGAUCCAUGGGCUAAGGGCGGGGUAUAAUGACGUUGGGGCGUGGGAGUAUGGGCUUGCGGGGAGGUUCUUAGGUGCAGGGGCCGGGUUCGCAGUCAAAGUGCAGACGUGGGCGGAGCUGGAAGAUGCCCUCAGUGAUGAGCGAGUGUUGAGGGGGCGCGGGUUGAGGGUUGUGGAGGUUUUGAUGGGGAGGGAGGAUGUGCCGGAGGGGGUGCUGAAGGUGCUGCUUGAGAAGGAGAAGGAGAGGGUUGGUGCUGAGGCUGAAGUGAAGCACAGUGCAGCCACAGGCGCCACUUAUCAUGCACGCCGGAAGCGGGAGAUUGGUUACGGCCUAUCAUUUAGCACAGACAGUCUUUACUCAAAUGUAAAAAGAAAACUGCACUAG